UACUUCCCCCUUUCACUUCAUUAACUCAACCAACUGUACUCAGAGGAACAACUUGCUGAACUGACUCUCCAGCGCUGGGAACUGGCCUGUCUCCUAUGAGAUGCUCCUCAGGACCCCAGAACAGACUUCCAUGCUACUGUGGGCAUCCUUGCUGGUCCUCGCACCUCCAGUCAGUGGACCACUUGCUACUGUACCCAAAUCCAUGAUUUCCCUCCAGCCUCCGUGGACCACUGUCUUCCGUGGAGAGAGAGUGAAUCUGACUUGCAAUGGAUUUCACUUCUAUGCACCAGAGAAAAUAAAAUGGUACCGUUGGUACUCUGGAAGACAACGUCCAAGUGAAACCCAAGGCAACACCCUCGAGGUUCGUGAUUCUGGACAGUACAUUUGCCAGGCCCCAGGCUCACUCCCGAGUAACCCUGUGCGCUUGCUUUUUUCUACAGCCUCCUUCAUCCUCCAGGCCCCACAUUCUGUGUUUGAAGGUGACGAGUUGAUUCUGAGAUGCCGGAAAAGGGGGAGAGAGAAACUGACUGCUGUGAGGUACUUUUGGAAUAGAAAACUUAUUUCUGAUUCUAAUAAAAGCUUGGAUCUUCUGAUAUCACAAGCAAGUUUAAACAACAGUGGCUGUUACCAAUGCACUGGAUCCUUGGAAAACAACCGUGUAUUGAGAACAAGUUUCACAAAUAUUCGAAUUCAAGAGCUAUUUCCACGUCCAAAGCUGAAAGUCACAGACUCCCGGCCUACAGAGGGGAAUUCUGUAAACCUGAGCUGUAAAACACAGCUUCCUCUAGAGCGGUCGGACACUCGGCUUCGCUUUGUCUUCUUCAGAGACCAUGGGGUCAUCCUCUCAAACUGGAGUACAUCCCCAGAACUCCAGGUCACAGCCGUCUGGAGAGAAGACUCAGGAUCAUACUGGUGUGGGGCCAUGACCAGCGGCAUCCACAAACGCAGCCUUCCACUUCAGAUUGACGUGCAGAGAAUCCCUGUGUCUAGAGUGUUCCUGGAGACCCAGCCCCAGGGGGACCCGGUGGUUGAAGGGGAGAUACUUGUCCUUGUCUGCUCUGUGGCUGAGGGCACGGGGAACACCACGUUCUCCUGGCACAGAGAGGACACGAGGGAGAGUCUGGGGCAGAAAAGUCAGCGCUCCCAGAGAGCAGAGCUGGAGAUCCCUGUUAUCAGGGAGGGCCACGCAGGGGGCUACUACUGCACAGCUGACAAUGGCUACGGCCUCAUCCAGAGCGAGGCGGUGAACGUCUCUGUGAGAAGCACCCCAGGGAAAAGAAGAGGCCUUGUUGCUGCAGGAACCACUGGGGGGAUAUUCAGCGUUCUCCUGGCUGUGGCCCUGCUGUUUUACUGCUGGCACCAGAGGAGACUAGGAGAUGGUUCUCUGGGAGACACAACCAGGAGACCCCUGACCCUAGGCCCAGGAGUGUCCUUCCAUCCCAUGUGCCCUGCCCCAGUGGAGCUGCAGCAGUUGCAUGGCAAUGAGCACCCCAAAGAAAGAGACCUGGUAUAUUCUCAGAUCCAGAUUAUUCAGCCUGGGGAAGAAGGAGAAGGAAAUACCUUCAGAACAUCUCUAGAGGACCAGCAUGCCUCAAUUGUCUACUCUGAGGUGAAGACACAACUCCGAGAUGAUUCGGCUGGAAAGGUCGGCUCUAAAGAUAAAGAUAUCAUGGAAAAUUACAAGGAUGUCCUACUCAUGUGACUUGUCCCUGAUCCCAAGACCCAGCUCAGUGCAGUCCUUGAGGUCUCUAGAGUGACCAACUAGUUCCAACUUUCCGGUUCUUCUUGCCCAUGUGCAUUCACUCCCAGGACUUCUGAUUCACCCACUCUGAUGCCGUGAUGGGAAAGCCCCUCAAAGACGUCACUGAAAUGACCAGGGUCCAUGGUUAAAAAAAGAGCCUGUGUGCCUGCUCUGAGCCUAACCUAAUGUGUUCCCUAGGGUGUGAUUUAGGGGAAAGGAAUAAGGGGGGAGAAGGACUGCUGCUGAAAAACAGAAGCAUAAAUUUUGGAGAACUGGGAUUUGCAUCUAGACAGAAAGGACCAAGUGACUCAGGUCUCUGUUUAAUACAUCUUCAACAAUUCUCCCACUGGGGAAUCAGCUGCAUCAAUUAGUUUCACUAUGAGUGGCUGCAUGUGUACUUUACAGGAAUGCAUAACCCCAUCCCUCCUGCUUACACUGUUUACACUGUCAAGAUUCAGUUGCAGGCAGAAGAAUCCAUUCCAAGUGGUUUACAGAUAAAGGUAUUUAAGUUUAUAUUAACUACUUUGAAAAAUCAUUAGAAGACCUGAAGAAGCAGGCUCUAGACUGAGUUUCCAAAAGCAAAAGCUAAUUACGUUAAUGUUAUUAGGGACAACGAUUUUUAACAUUGGAGAGAAGAAAUAUAAAAUUAAAAAGUUAAGUAGGUAACUUUAAGUAACCCCCAAAACCUAAAUUUGAAUUGGAAAUGUUAGUACAAACUGAUGACAAACCCUGUCUUUUUUUUUUUUUAAACCCUGCCUUUUAAAAAAAUUAUUUAUUUCCUAGUUCUGUCCACUAGAAAUGUCUAGAAAUAAUUAACAACUCAAUAACAAUGAGCACCCAUUGCACAUGUUGUAGUCUCUAAAUACUAUUCCCUACUCAAAGGAUACAGAGCUGCCUUUCUUGUAGGAGCUGUAUCUUUGAGUUAUCAAAUAGGUGAUGUUAGAAUAAUUCUUCCAAUAGAUGAAGAAAGACUGAAAGAAACAGAAAACGACUAUUUGUGUGAAUGUUUCAUGCUACUGAUCAAGUUGACAUACAAAAACCAGCCUAAUAUUAUGUGCCUCCUGAUGGAAGUAUCCAAUACCACCUACAAAGUAUUUAUGCCUGAAAUAUCAAAACUGAAUCCACUCAAGUCGCUAGGU
Molecule: messenger RNA, 2880 nt
Organism: Aethalodelphis obliquidens (Pacific white-sided dolphin)
Lineage: Eukaryota; Metazoa; Chordata; Mammalia; Artiodactyla; Delphinidae
Gene: FCRL4
Product: Fc receptor like 4
Exons: 12
Coding region: 101-1702 (533 amino acids)
Biological process (GO): cell surface receptor signaling pathway; immune response
Cellular component (GO): external side of plasma membrane
Molecular function (GO): transmembrane signaling receptor activity
Source: RefSeq, a predicted model, not a curated record